AUGGCGCUGUUGACCGACCUGCCAGCCGAACUUCUCGAGAAAAUACUCCAGCAAGUCGUCCACCUCCACCAGGCCGACCAACACCACCCACAUCGCUGCCUCGAGUAUUGCCCCAUCUGCGAAUCCGACGAGGGAAGCCAGGAUAUCCGUCUCAAGGCAAGAGCUAACCUGGAAUCCAAACAGAAAUAUCACUCUACCUUCACGCUGCCUAGUCCUACCUACAUGACGCCCAGAGCUACUACCGAGCUUGAGACCUCCUGGCCAGAGGCUCUGCCGUCCAAUCCACUGCUACCGCUCUGCUUGGUCAACCGCACCUUUGGAAAAUGUGCCCAGCAGGCGCUCUUCACACACGUCACCCUACUCGAUCAGUGGCAGGCCCAUCUAUUCUGCCAGACACUCACUAGCCCAUCCCUCACUCAGAACGCUUUAUCAUCUCCGAUAGACGACCAACAUCCGCCGGCCAGCCUUGCUCACCAGGUUCGCUCGCUUCAGUUCAAAUUCAUUGGUCCGUGUUCGAUGGGAAGGGGCGGCGGCUCUCUGAUCUGCGAGAUCAUCCGCAGCUGUCCGGUACUCGAAAACAUCACCAUGGCCACCUCGCUGUUGACUCGCUGUCAAGAGCCCCUCCUGGACGCCUUUGCCAGUCGACCGUUCAUCAAAAGCUUCGUUGUUCUCGAGAACUCCUACAAAGACGACUCCCUCUUCACAUGGCCCGCCGAGCAAGUCGUGGCGCGGUUAUUCUCUAAAUGGGACUUCCUCGAGACGGUAGAGUUGAUCAGGCUCCCUAUGAGCGCACCGCUCAUGUACUGGGAACCAGGCGGUUACGAUAGUAGGCUACCCAGACUAAACUGUGCCCUACGAACGAUUGUCUUGAUCGACCUGAUGAUGAACGAGGGCGACCUCCGCAUGAUCCUGAAGGGCUCUCGUGCCAGCCUGCGCAAGCUCCAGCUCACCCGUCCAACCGCAUGGCUUCACCGGCCUGGCCUAUUCCGAAUCCUCACGGAAUGCAUCAGCCCAGCCUUGGAAUCCUUGACGCUUGAAGUGAGCAACGGGUGGGGCGGGCUGAUCUUCCCAGAAGAAGACGGCCGCCCCGAGUUGAAUCCGGGCCUGUUGGACCACAUCUUCAAGACUUCAUCGACCCUCAGUAAUCUCAAAGAGCUCUCGUUUGCUGGCGACUUGGUGGGCGACGAGUUCCUGAACCUCUUGCCUCAAUCAAUCGUCAAGCUUACCUGGGACCGCUGCGAUGUCUCCUACGCGGCUUUUGCUGAGGCACUCACAAGUCAAACUGCCAACUCUCCUCAGCGGCCCCCUCCUUCUCAACUGCAUGUCCCCCCUGACGCCGAGACGAGACCGACCCGAUGGCUACCCGAGCUCAAGUGCUGCUCGUUCUACAAUUUCCCCGAUUGGGGUGUCGAAUCCGCGUACAUUAUUUCGCUCGAGUUGAAAGCCCGACAGGCCUGGUUGCAUACCUCCGAACUACUCAGGAAGAUACUCGAGCACUUGAUCCAACUCCACCCGGCCAACCUCGACGAGCUCAAACGCCCCUGGAACCGCUGCUUCUUCUACAACCCGGGAAAGCUUGACAUUCGGCUGAGACCAAGUCCUAGUCUACGAUCCCAAGAAACCUAUCACUCUAACUUCCAGCAACUCAAGGAAACUGGUCUCUCUCAAGCUGUCUCGCGGACGACGGCUCUGCCGUCCAGUCUUUUAUUGCCGCUCUGCUUGGUCAACCGCGCCCUUGGAAAAUAUGUCCAGCAGGCGCUCUUCGCACACGUGACCUUGAUCGACCAGUGGCAGGCCCAUCGAUUCUACCGGGCACUCACCAGCCCAUCAACCCUUCAGGACCAAGUAGAACUGCCAGAUGAUUCCACUGAUACUCAUGGCGAACGAAGCAGGACGCAAGACAUUCAAGCGAGGAGCACUCCAUCCGAUCAUCAUCCACCGACUAGCCUUGCUUGUCAGGUCCAGUCACUGCAGUUCCAAUUAGUCGGUCCCUGCUGGCCGGAAAGGGGCGGCUCUCUCGUCUGUCAGAUCCUCCGCGCUUGUCCCUUAGUCGAAAACAUCACCAUCGCCACCUGGUUCAUGAAUUGCUGUCAGGAGCCCCUCCUUGACGCCCUUGCAAGCCGACCGUUUAUCAAAACCUUCGUGCUUCUUGAGAAUUUCGGCACAAACAGCUCGCUCCUCCCAUGGUCUGCCGAGCAACUCCUCGGUCGCUUAUUCACCAAAUGGAAGUCCCUCCAGACGAUCGAGUUGAUUAAGUGCCUUACGGAGCAUAGGCCGUUAUGGGAACCAGGUGGUUACGAGAGUAUCCUGCCUGCACUGAACUGCGCCCUGCGAACGCUUGUCUUGAAUUGCCCAUGCCUCACGGAGAAGGACCUGGCCAUGAUCUUGAAUGGCUCUCGAGCCAGCCUGCGGAACCUACAGAUCUGUCAUCCAACUCCAGCUUUACACCGCCCGGGUCUAUACCGAAUCCUGACUGAAUCCAUCAGCCCAGCCUUGGAAUCCUUGACACUCGAAGUGCACGACAGAUGGGGGCAGAUGAUCUUCCCCCAGGCAGACUACCCUGAGUUGAACCCGGGCCUGUUGGACCACGUCUUCAAGGCUUCCUCGACCCUGAGUAAUCUCAAAGAACUCUCUUUCGCAGGCGACCUUACUGGCGAGGACCUCCUCGACCUCUUGCCCCAAUCGAUCGUCAAGCUUACUUGGAACCGUUGCGACAUCUCCUUCGAGGCCUUUUCUGAGGCACUGACAAGUGGGACAGUCAAUUCCCUUGAGCUGCCUCUUCCUCUUCAACUGGAUCCCCCCUCUGACGCUGAGACAAGACGGCCCCGGUGGCUACCCGAGCUCAAAUGUUGCUCGAUCUACAAUUUUGACAAAUGCGAGGAGGAAUGUGCACGAGUGAUUCGGCAGGAGCUAGAUGAGCGACGGGUCUGCUUCCAUUCUGUUGCCCCGUUCUACCGCGUUGAAUACGUCUAA
This is a messenger RNA of Puccinia triticina, 2973 nucleotides long. RefSeq lists its product as uncharacterized. Lineage: Eukaryota; Fungi; Basidiomycota; Pucciniomycetes; Pucciniales; Pucciniaceae. Bases 1 to 2973 code for a protein of 990 amino acids. Gene Ontology annotation, molecular function: RNA polymerase II cis-regulatory region sequence-specific DNA binding; DNA-binding transcription factor activity, RNA polymerase II-specific. Gene Ontology annotation, biological process: regulation of transcription by RNA polymerase II. The record is from RefSeq and is a predicted model, not a curated record. The transcript is spliced from 8 exons.